This is a messenger RNA of Lentinula edodes (shiitake mushroom), 1266 nucleotides long. RefSeq lists its product as uncharacterized. NCBI's taxonomy places the organism in Eukaryota, Fungi, Basidiomycota, Agaricomycetes, Agaricales, Omphalotaceae. The transcript has 15 exons. The record is from RefSeq and is a predicted model, not a curated record. The coding region runs from base 1 to 1197 and encodes 398 amino acids.
AUGAACUCCUCGUCCACUGAUAGUCAAUACCUGCUUCCAGGAAUCAACCCAGAUAACACAUUAGGUGCUGCAUUUAUCGGAUACAGCUUCGCAUGUGCGGUAUUUGGUGUUCUAACUGCCCAAGUAACAAACUAUUACCAAACGUUCGUCGCAGACCCGAAGCAGUUGAGGAUAUUGGCGAGUCUCACCUUCCGGACCAUCUCAUCGAGGUCGCUGGAAUUAAUUCAUGUUAUUUUGAUCUCGCAUGCUCUUUACCACUACACUAUUACACUUUUCGGUUCAAUGCUAGAAAUGAUUACUGGCCACGUCGUGUGGUCUCUUGUGACGCAGGUUCUUGUUGCUGGCAUAUCGGGGAGCAUCGUCAAACUCUGCUUUGUCCUUCGGGUUUGGAGAUUCAGUCGGAGAAAUGUUUUCAUCACCGGACUUAUUUUUAUUGUCGUCUUAGUUCAGUUCGGAUUCAUUAUCGGUUCGUGCAAAUCUAAUCAUGCCGCUUCUUCUCCUUCAAAUCUUUUUGGUAUCGUCAAAAUUAUAGCAUACACUAUCGCAGCUUACCAGAUCCAAAGUUUCUUGGAUCUCCCGAAACUCCAAGUCCUGGGAUCCAUAGCGCUUGCUACAGGGGCUCUCGGCGACGUGCUCACUGCUGUUGCUCUGAUUUUUUAUCUUCGCAAGUUGCGUACAGGAUACACAGAGCCAGAUUCCCUUGUCAACAACUUGACUGGAUACGCAAUCCAUACCGGGGCUUUUACGAGAUCUCGGAUUCCUCUAAAACCUAUCAUGAAAUUUCAGUAUGAUGCAUACCCUAAUACCUUCCAAUACAUGGCUGUGUAUUUUGUAGUGUCGAAAACGUUUGCUGUUUCUCUGAUGUGUACGCUUAACACGCGAAAACAAGUUGCAGGUCGAGCUUUGGAAGAGGAUGAGGACAUCCAAAGUAGUGACUCGAGUCUUAUCAUCCCUCAAACGUCACCUCCGUACAACAUGAAAUCAAGUCUUCAAAAACCCGGACCAAAUCACAUACAGCCAUAUUUGCUCAAGGAAUGCACCUUGUCCCCUUCAAGGAUGGAUACGAAGCUACCACUCUCAGCAAGAAAUCGGAGAACCAGCGUCGCUAGCUUGACGCAUCAGAAACAGGACUCAGAAUCACAGAUCACUCGGGUUGGUGUUGUUUUAGAUAGUAUGCCGAUGUCGAAGAAAGCUUAAGUAUAUAGUUCCAUAAACGAGCGUAGAUAGACAAAGUACGUUCAGCAUUUUCAAGACGAUGGUUUUCCU